AUGCGCUCUCUCUUGGUCGCGGCCCUGGCAGUGGGCGCUGCCACGGCAUGGAAGUAUCCCGACUGUCAUUGCAAGACGGGAGAACUAGCGUCGCUGACAUUUGACCCCCUCCCCUCAUUAGGAACAAGACAACUGCUACCGCAACCUGAUCGACGAGCGCUUCAAGCAGGAGGCGCCGGCGGCCUGCGUCAAGUGGCUCGCCGGGACGUACACCAACUCGAGCCAGAUCCCCCACGACUUCCACAACUGCAAGGACGUCAACAAGUUCUCGUCGGCCUGCUCCAGCACCCCUUACCCUACUUCCACCCCGUCGACGAGCUCGCCGUGCACGACGAGCACCGCCAGCACCAGCACCAGCACCUCGGAGACGAGCUCGCCAUGCACGACGAGCACCAGCACGUCCGAGACGAGCCCGUACCCGACUACGACUCCCUCGACGAGCUCGCCAUGCACCACCAGCACGAGCACCAGCACCAGCACCUCGGAGACGAGCUCGCCGUGCACCACCAGCACGAGCACUUCGGAGACGAGCACGAGCUCCUAUCCCACCACCACGCCGUCGACCAGCAGCACGCCUUACCCCACUACGACGUCGUCGACCACCUCGCCCAGCCCGUGCACCACCAGCACCAGCACCAGCACCUCGGAGACGAGCCCGUACCCCACUACAACGCCGUCCACGAGCAGCACGCCCUACCCCACGACGACUCCCUCCACCAGCAGCCCGUGCACCACCAGCACCAGCACCUCGGAGACGAGCCCGUAUCCCACCACCAGCCCCACCACCAGCCCGACGUCGAGCUCCCCUACGACCUCGCCGUCGUCGCCGAGCUCGAGCUACCCCACGACUGUGCCCACGUCGCCCAGCAGCAGCUACCCCACGACCUCGCCCACGUCGCCCACCUCGAGCAAGCCGCAACCGACACGACGUCUUGGACCACGUCGACCAUCUACACCACCACGACGCGCACCAUCACCUCGUGCGGCCCCGAGGUCACCAGCUGCCCGGCCGAGUCCACCACCUGCAUCACCGAGACCAUCCCGGUCACCACCACUGUCUGCCCGGUCACCACCGAGGCUCCGCCGCCGCCGCAGCAGCAGACUACGCAGUACACCACCUCGACCAUCUACACGACCAAGACCCGCACCAUCACCUCGUGCGGCCCCGAGGUCGUCAACUGCCCCGCCGAGUCGACCGUGUGCAUCACCGAGACCAUCCCCGUCACCACGACGGUCUGCCCGGUCACCACCGAGGUUCCCCCACCACCCGUUGUGCACACCAGCUACCCGGCCCCUCCCCCGCCGGCCCAGAGCUCCCAGCCCGCGCCUCCCCCUCCGGCCCAGAGCUCCCAGCCCGCGCCGCCUCCGCCAGCCCAGAGCACCUACCCUGCUCCCCCUCCGCCAGCCCAGAGCACCAAGCCUGCUGCUCCUCCCCCGGCCCAGAGCAGCUACCCCGCUCAGCCGCCUCCUCCGGCCCAGAGCACGCCCGCCUUCGUCACGACGACCAAGGCGCCCGCCACCGUGCCCAGCCCGACCGUCAGCACGCCCGCGCAGGUCCCCACUGCCGCCGCCGGUACCGCCCGCGUCGGCCUCGAGGUCCUGGCUGCCGCUGCUGCGGCCAUGUUUGCGCUGUUCUAA
Molecule: messenger RNA, 1638 nt
Organism: Thyridium curvatum
Lineage: Eukaryota; Fungi; Ascomycota; Sordariomycetes; Thyridiales; Thyridiaceae
Exons: 5
Coding region: 1-1638 (545 amino acids)
Source: RefSeq, a predicted model, not a curated record